AAAAUGUUCAAUUUUGUUCAAGUUUUGAGUGACUCUGUCAGAAAUGGUCAGAAAUUUGAAAUAACUGGAUUCACUAAGACCGAUGCUAAAUUAAUAUCAAUAAUAUUUUCAACUGGCAGUUCUUCAUAUUCAGAGCAAGUUUUAAAAAUUGAUGUACAUUAUAGCAACAAUAAAAUCAUCAUUAAUGAUGCAUCAAUUGAUAACUUUACACUUCAAAAUGGAUCAAAGUUUAAAUUUCUAAUUCUUGUGACUAAGGACUCCUUUGACAUCAAACUUAAUGGCAACCAUAUUUGUGAACAUAAAUGCUUUACUAACAAAAUCCGUACAGUCACAGUACUUGGUGAUGUUGAUCGACUCUUGAAAAUUAAUCAUUUGAAUAGAGAAUAUUCAAAAGUAGCAAAUAAGUUGGCACUAGAAAGCUUUAUGCCGAUUAAGUACCAAGCUGGUCAUGUAAUUGUUAUUUCUGGACAAUCUACCGACGAUUUUUAUAUUGACUUCACUGAAAAAAAUUCAACCCGUGAAUUGAUUCAUUUUAAUGUUCGUUUUGGUGAAGAAUCAGUUGUCAUGAACACAGUUGACGCAGAAUCAGGCUGGUGGACUGACUAUGAAGAUCGUCCUGAGGAGUUUCCAUUUGAAACCGACACACCAUUCAAAAUUGCUUUUGCAUUCACUGAAGAAGAUUUCAAAGUUGCUGUUGAUGGAGUUCAUCUUAUGGAUUUCGACUUAUCUCGUAUUUCGUAUAAUGAUGGUCAAUCUUUGUGGAAUAUACUUAACGGCUUCCGUAUAACAAAUAGAGAAGCUGAUACAAUCACAACUAUAACUUCUAUAGAACACAUUAAGAUGAAACCACAAUGUGAAGGUUUUGAGAAGCUCUGUUCGUUGAACCAAGCAUGAAAAAUAAAAUUAUUUUUGAAAAAAGGUUACAAAAAAGGAAGAUUGAAUUUCAACAUAUUUGUAAUCAGCUUCAAAACUAUAAUGCAUAUUUUUAACAAGAUUAUAUUACACAGACAUGCAUGGUAAAAUAAAGAUGAGAUUUGCUACAAUACAU
Molecule: messenger RNA, 1048 nt
Organism: Chironomus riparius
Lineage: Eukaryota; Metazoa; Arthropoda; Insecta; Diptera; Chironomidae
Source: the annotation of a GenBank genome assembly